Molecule: messenger RNA, 991 nt
Organism: Helianthus annuus (common sunflower)
Lineage: Eukaryota; Viridiplantae; Streptophyta; Magnoliopsida; Asterales; Asteraceae
Product: ATP-dependent Clp protease ATP-binding subunit CLPT2, chloroplastic
Exons: 5
Coding region: 135-845 (236 amino acids)
Source: RefSeq, a predicted model, not a curated record
AAAAAAGAAGAAAAAAAAACCCGAGACGACGUCGUUCAGGUAGUUUUAUUUUCUUCUUCUUCUUUCCAUAUCAAGAUACCCUUGUUCUUACCCAAAAGCAACCCCAAAGUUUUUUUCUGACCCGACCAAAAAGAAUGUCUUCUCAUUCUCUCUUUUCCUCUGCUACUACAUGCUCCCAUCAUCAUUCCUUCAACAAACCCGACCCGUUUUCUUCAAUUUCCCAAAUACCCACACAAAACUUACAGUCUCAGUGGUUAGGUGUAGUAACCAAAUUCCCCCUUAAACACUCCCAUACCCGACCCCGUCUUCCCAAGACCCGACCCGUUUCCGCCAACGUCACUUUCAGCCUCCCAACUGCGAAUCCAGAGAGGAUUAAUUCAACUGAUAAAGUUCCCAAAUGGUCGUUGAAAGGAAUAAAGUCGUUUGCAAUGGGGGAAUUGGAGGCGAGAAAGCUCAAGUUUUCGAUUACUGGUACUGAAGCUAUACUUAUGGGGAUUUUGGUUGAAGGAACAAAUCGGGCUUCAAAACUUUUGCGUGCAAACGGGUUUACACUUGGCAAAGUGCGCGAAGAGGCCAUCAAAUUGAUUGGAAAACCCGACUACUUCUAUUUCAGUCCCGAACAUCCUCCUCUAACCGAAUCGGCUCAAAAAGCCCUUGAUUGGGCCGUCGAUGAGAAACUCAAAUCAGGUGAUGAUGGGGAAAUUACAACGUCUCACCUGCUUCUCGGCGUAUGGUCUGAAAAGGAAGGAGCGGGAUACAAAAUAAUGGCUACGCUCGGUUUUAACGACGAGAAAGCCCAAGAACUUCACGCUUUGAUUUCAAAACCAGGGUUUGUUGAAGAUUAACCGCUUCAUUAGCAUGCAUUGUUUCGCUCAUAAACUCUUUUCUUCCUAACCGUUUAAAUCCGGUAAAUGUUGUGAUAAUUUGAUUUAUGUUAUCUUUAUACCAUUUUUUUAAUAAUUAGAAUCUUGUUCUUGUUUCUUUGUUCAAA